Messenger RNA from Stylonychia lemnae, 963 nucleotides. Lineage: Eukaryota; Ciliophora; Spirotrichea; Sporadotrichida; Oxytrichidae. The record is from the annotation of a GenBank genome assembly.
AUGAGUGAUGGUGGAACUAUUUCUGUUGAUUGGGCUUAUCCAACUGAAGAGAAUAAUCUCAAUCAAACAGAAACAAAGGUUUGCAUGAUAUUUCCUGGAUUGAGUGGAGAUAGUAGCAAAGGGUAUGUGAAAUGCUUAGUAAAGCAUCUUUCUUAGGAAAAAGGCUAUAUUGUCGGAGUUUUCCAUAAUAGAGGUAUUAUUAACGAAUAUACAUCACCUCAUUUUUCUGACAUCACUAGCUCUGAAGAAUUAGAUAUUGCAAUUAAGCAUAUGAUAUAGAAAUUUUCUGACAAGCCAAAUCCUAGAUUUGUAGGUGUCGGUAUGUCAAUGGGAGCUAAUCUUAUGCUAAAAAUAGCAGGAGAAUAGUAAGAAAAUUUCCCAUUAGAAGCUAUGGUUUCUCUCAAUAAUCCCUUUGAUGUUUGGCUCGCAAUCAAUCUUAUGAGAGGUACACCUUAUGAAAAAUUUCUAUCAAUAGAAUUGAGAAAAAAUACCAUAAUGAAGUAGGGUGCCUCUGAAUAGGAAAAGGAAGUUUUCAGACAAAUGGAAAAGUUAUAUAAUUUGGACUUUGAAAAAUUAAAAAAUAUUGAAUCUUGGAGGGAUCUUGAUACUUAUUUAACAACUAAAGUACAUACUUAAUUUAAAACAGUAGCAUAAUACUAUCAUGCAGCAUCUUGCUUUAAUGUGAUUUAGGGAGUAAAAAGGCCUACUUUAGUUAUACACUCUAAAGACGAUCCUAUUAUACCAAUAGAAUGCUUACCAGUAGAUGAGUGUCUAGCAAAUGAUAAGAUGAUAAUCGGGAUAGUUAAAAAAGGUGGCCAUGUAUGCUACUUUUAGGGGUUAAAGGGUUAAAAACGUUGGUAUCCUAUGGUAAGCGGUGAGUAUCUUGAUGCAGUUCUUAGCCUAAAAAAUUAAGCUUAAAAUGAAUCACAAGGAAUUUCAUUUAAUCGUCAAGUAGUCAUUUGA